GCUGAGUGCUCAGUGAUCCCUCAACUCGUCCAACAGGCGGACGGAGAGACGGAAGACGCGUGAUCCAUUUUGAAGUCGUGAUUGGUCCUGGGAAAUCAUCCUCCCAUCCAUCCACCCCAUCCACGUGGCUAGGAGUGAUUCCCCAUCCGGGGGUGUGCAUUGCCGGUCAGGUCAUCCGUGUAUUUCCCGGCUGAUUGAUUCUCAGGGCGUGGCUCGUUUCUGAGGUGCGACAGAAUGGCGUCCGAACCGGGAUGCAAAGUAUUCAUCGGCAAUAUCAAUGAAAAUGUGCGCAAAUCCGAACUGCGACAUGAAUUCGAAAAGUUCGGCGAAGUCAUGGAUGUGUAUAUCUCCAACGGGUACGCUUUCGUCACAUUCGCUCAGAGCGAUUCGGCCUCGUCGGCCAUCCGGGACAUGGACGGAUCCAUGUACAUGGGCGAAAAACUUCGCGUAGAAAUCUCGCGGGGUCGAGCCAAUUCAGAUCGUCGUGGAGGAAUGGGCGGAUCGCGAGGAUCGGACAUGGGACGACGCGGAGGAGAGGGAGGAGGGGGUAGGCGGGAUCGCCCGCCACCCUUGGGAGGCUCGUUUGCCCCGUAUCCUGCACGACGUGAUGAUUUCAGAGACGCGCGCAGUGGAAUGUCGCGCGGUGGCGACAAAGGGGGACGCGGCGGGUUCGGUGGCGAUCGGGGAUACGCCGGACGAGACGGUGCCAGCCGUUAUGAUCGACGCGACGGACCUCCUUCCGGAUAUCAUCGAUCUUCCAGAGUCGACUCAGGGCGGGACUUUGAACGUCGCCGAUCGUUCAGCCCGCCAUUGCCCCCCAGAUCAUAUUCUGAUGAAGUGGGUGGAUUUGGUGGGUCCCGGUCUCGAGCUCCACCCUAUGGCGGCUCUAACCAUCGAGGUCCUAUGUCACCCCCUCGACGCGGAGGGCAUUUCGACGAUCGUCGACGACUUUCGCCGCCACCGGCACGAUUUGAACGCGAAGGUGGCGGUUUUCCUCGCCGUUCUCCACUACCCGCACCUCACAGUCGGCGUGACGAAAUGAGUCGCCGACCCAUGACUCCACCAAUCAUCCCAGCCAGCCGAUUCAGAAGUCGAUCGCCCGUGGACCGUCAUUUGGGACCUUCAAGAGCCGAGUAUUCAGACCGAAGAGGUCCAGACCUUAGAGAUUCCCGACCUUCAUUCGGCCGCGGCGGACGUGGCGGUCGCCCUCGUCCCGACAAUGAUUACGACCGCGGACCUCGCGGUGGCGGCGACUUUGGUGGGCUAAGCGGAGGUCGAGGUCGCGGUGGUGGCAGGCCCUUCCGCGAUGAUCGAGGUCCUCCUCCACCUCGAAGUGGUGGGGGACUGGAUGGUCGUCAUCGCUCUCCGCGACCGCGCUAUUAGUUGUUUCCCAAUCCAUAUAAACCUCACCUCAAAAGUAUCCGAGUAUCUGUUGAUUAAUGUCUGCAAUCAAGCUCUGAACUGGAAAGUGAAGACCAUUUGUCCUCUCAUUUUCUCUUGAUGAAUGCUUGAAUCCCAUCGUAUCAUUGUAAAUAUACCAAGAUUGCGCUA
Tigriopus californicus is the source of this 1551-nucleotide messenger RNA. Its product is annotated as serine/arginine-rich splicing factor 1-like. The transcript is spliced from 2 exons. NCBI's taxonomy places the organism in Eukaryota, Metazoa, Arthropoda, Copepoda, Harpacticoida, Harpacticidae. Gene Ontology annotation, molecular function: RNA binding. Bases 235 to 1383 code for a protein of 382 amino acids. The record is from RefSeq and is a predicted model, not a curated record.